CAUGCCUUCUUUCCUCUCCUCCCUAUCCGCAAGGCCUUCAAAUAUGUAUACCUUCACAUAUUCGUCUUCGCUAAUGUUUUACUGGUUUUCCCAGCAUAUUUUUCCCAUUUUCUCGCUGUACCCAAGUGGAGAGAGAGAGCGUAGGUAGAGAGAGAGAGAGAAAGAGAGGAUUGGCGAUGGCGACAGAUAUAGUUGCAGCAGUCCCGGUAGUUGCAGAAGUGGCUGUAAAAAACCCAGAAAUGCAGAAGAAGAACAGGAUUCAGGUUUCCAAUACCAAGAAACCGCUCUUCUUCUACGUCAAUCUUGCCAAGAGGUACAUGCAGCAGCACAAUGAGGUUGAGCUUUCUGCUUUGGGCAUGGCAAUCACGACAGUUGUCACGAUUGCUGAGAUUCUGAAGAACAACGGCCUGGCUACUGAGAAGAAGGUUUUGACAUCUACCGUUGGCAUGAAAGAUGAAACCAAGGGCCGACUUAUUCAAAAGGCCAGGAUUGAGAUUGUGCUUCAGAAGACUGAAAAAUUUGACCGUGUGAUGGCAGCUCCCACUAGUGCAGCUCCGGAGGCUGCCGCUGAAAACAAGGAUGAGAAGCAAACAGCUGCAGCAUAGUACCACGUUCCCUUUGUUGUAGCUUGAAUAUUCCCUUCUUGUUCACAGUUGUAAAGAUACAAGGGAUAGAAAUGUAUGAAUGUAGUAGUUGUUUGAAAUUCCUGCUGCUAUGCGGUUGUUGUAGGAAAACAGAUAACUACCUUGAUGUGGUUCAGAAAUAUGAGAUGUGCAUCUGUUUUUCUUUCGAACU
Messenger RNA from Rhododendron vialii, 795 nucleotides. RefSeq lists its product as uncharacterized. Gene Ontology annotation, molecular function: RNA binding. Bases 177 to 605 code for a protein of 142 amino acids. The transcript has 5 exons. The record is from RefSeq and is a predicted model, not a curated record. NCBI's taxonomy places the organism in Eukaryota, Viridiplantae, Streptophyta, Magnoliopsida, Ericales, Ericaceae. Gene Ontology annotation, cellular component: nucleus.